AUGGACGAGACCGGCUCAUCCUCCCCGCUGCACAUUGUUAUCUGCCCGUGGCUCGCCUUCGGCCACCUGCUCCCCUGCCUGGACCUCGCAGACCGCCUCGCGUCACGGGGCCACCGUGUGUCGCUCGUCUCUGCGCCGCGAAACAUCGCGCGGCUCCCGCCUGUGCGCCCGGCUGUGGCGCCGUUCGUCCGCCUCGUCUCACUGCCAUUCCCACGCGUGGCCGGGCUCCCCGAUGGCGCCGAGUCCACCAACGACGUCCCCUUCGACAAGUUCGAGCUCCAUCGCAAGGCAUCCGACGGCCUCACCGCGCCCUUCUCCGAGUUCUUGGAGUCCUUAUGCGCGGAGCCCGGCGGAACCAGGCCUGAUUGGGUCAUCGUGGACUACUUCAACGACUGGGCCGCCGCCGCCGCCGUCCAACACAAGGUUCCAUGUGCGAUGCUUGUCCUACUCGCUGCGACUGUGGUCGCCACCUUGGACAUUCUACUGUCCGAGGGCACCGUGUCCCCAUCGGCAGGAGCGCCAAGGUUCCAGGCGGAGAAGACGGGGGGGCUAACCUCUCUACAACACGCAUGGGGGAUGUCCAUCUCCGAGCGGGUCUCCUCGACGCUCGAGAGGUGCAAUCUCGUUGCCAUGCGGAGCUGCAAUGAGUGGGAGCCCGAGAGCGUCCCUCAUGCCGCCACGUUCGGCCGCAAGCCUGUUGUCCCCUUCGGCCUCCUGCCUCCGUCGCCUGACGGAGGUCGCCGCGGAGACAGCGGCAACCAACAUACAGCCGUCCAAUGGCUCGAUGGGCAGCCGGCCAAGUCGGUCGUGUACGUCGCGCUCGGAAGCGAGGUGCCGCUGCGCCCGGAGGAGGUGCGCGAGCUUGCCCUCGGGCUUCAGCUCGCCGGGACGCGCUUCCUCUGGGCCCUGAGGAAGCCACCCAUCGAUGCCGACGUGAUCCUCCCUCAGGGGUUCCAGGAGUGCACGCGCGGCCAUGGCCUCGUGAUAACGGGCUGGGUUCCUCAGCUCGGGAUACUGGCGCACGACGCAGUGGCUGCGUUCCUGACGCACUGCGGCUUGAGCUCCACCAUCGAGGGGCUCUUGUUCGGGCGUCCUCUCAUCAUGCUGCCCAUCAUGGGGGACCAAGUGCCGAAUGCGCGGCUGAUGGAGUGUAGGAAGGUCGGCGUGCUGGUGCCGAGAGACGAAAACGAUGGGUCGUUUGACCGACAAGGCGUCGCUACGGCGAUUCGGGCUGUCGCGGUAGAGGAACAAGGAAGGAGAGUGUUUACAGCCAACGCCAAGAAGCUGCAAGAGAUCGUGGCGGACACGGAGUGCCAUGAGAGGUAUAUUGACCGGUUUAUUCAGCAGCUGAGAUGUUACAAGUAGUGAUGCGUACCUCGGCCCUGGACUGAGAACAUGCAGUGGAACAAGCCUCGGUAGCCGGCGUCGCGCGGGCGUCCUUAGAUCUUUUUGCAGUAUUUUUUCGUCGAUGCAACAAAUUUCGUUCACGAUACAGUAAUUUUGUCAAUGGUUGUAAAAAAAAUUAUAGUCAAAAAAA
Molecule: messenger RNA, 1537 nt
Organism: Hordeum vulgare subsp. vulgare (domesticated barley)
Lineage: Eukaryota; Viridiplantae; Streptophyta; Magnoliopsida; Poales; Poaceae
Product: UDP-glycosyltransferase 91D2-like
Exons: 1
Coding region: 1-1365 (454 amino acids)
Molecular function (GO): UDP-glycosyltransferase activity
Source: RefSeq, a predicted model, not a curated record